Molecule: messenger RNA, 4946 nt
Organism: Hyposmocoma kahamanoa
Lineage: Eukaryota; Metazoa; Arthropoda; Insecta; Lepidoptera; Cosmopterigidae
Gene: Remo
Product: adhesion G protein-coupled receptor A3
Exons: 9
Coding region: 1-4833 (1610 amino acids)
Biological process (GO): G protein-coupled receptor signaling pathway; cell surface receptor signaling pathway
Cellular component (GO): plasma membrane
Molecular function (GO): protein binding; G protein-coupled receptor activity
Source: RefSeq, a predicted model, not a curated record
AUGAGGCGUUAUUGGCUGGUUUUAUGGGUGUUUGCUUGGGCUCCGGAAGUCUUGGGACUUUGUCCUUCACUAUGCUCGUGUCGAAAUAAUAAAUCAGGAGACGCGAGUGAAGUCGGUGAACUGAAGCUAAAAUGUGGAGGUAGCCUGGCGCAAAUCACGGAGCUGAAGGAGAUUGACCUGAGUAAUGAGAGCCUCCGGGCCGCAGUCGUUAGCUUGAAUUUGUCAGGCAAUGCAAUUUCUACGUUAUCAAGAGAACUGCACCUUCCCAAGUUACAGAAAUUGGAUCUCAGCAGGAACCAAAUAAUAGAAAUAGAGCCAGAUGCAUUCUUUAACAUGACAUCUCUGCAACGGCUAGACCUCUCUUACAACCAAAUAACGCACAUCUACAAGGACAUGUUCAAGGAUGUUGCGAGUCUGAAAAUUCUAGUUCUGGCCCAGAAUAAUAUCUCAGUGCUGUCCCCUGGAACUUUUGACUAUUUGCUGGGAUUGACUCACUUGGACCUAACAGGCAAUCCACUAAUAUGUGAUUGUAAUCUUCUCUGGUUGGGAGAUUGGGCGCGAAACACCAGUGUUAAAAUCGGCAACGUCAAAUGCGCAUCACCCGAAAACAUGGUCACGAGACUUGUAAGAAAACUGAAGAUAUACUUAAAUCUAUCCGCAUGUGGGAGUGUGCUUCCGUUAAACAGUUUAAUUGUGCAACCAUCUCACAAUCAAGUUGUCUUCGAAGGGGAUUCCUUAAUACUAUCUUGUAAUGCUCCGUUCGCAUCUAUUGCUGCUAAAUACGAACUCAAAUGGCAUCAUCCGAUGUUAGAAAUUUGUGAUGUCAAUAUUACAAAUACAGAUAUGCAAGAAGAUGGUAUUGCCGAGACAAAGAUACAUUUUUCCAAUAUUACAGAACACCAUAUGGGCGAUUGGGUAUGUAGAUACAUGGAGCAGAAUAAUAUUAGUCACAAUCAUACUAUUAAAGUUGUGGUUAUAUCUAACAGUACAGAAUAUUGUUUGACAGAGUACACAAAGAAUAAUAAGGGUAUUUAUUCAUGGCCUCAAUUGUUAUUAAAUCAUACGGCUGUAGUACCUUGUCAUAUUGGAGAAGGUAUGGCAUACCGUUACUGUGAUCCUCAAGGACACUGGGGACCGGUCAACACAACUGAAUGUUCAUACACAAGUAAUGUUACAAAACUAUUACAACAAUUUGCCCUCCUGAACGUAAGUUUAGUACAAUAUUCAGCUAUCAAUGCCACGGAGAGACUGACAAUGUUGAUUAAGGAUAAUACAUACCCAUAUGCUCUUAUUUAUGAUCCGGAUGAUGUGAUGUUCAUUGCUCAAGCUAUAAGGAAUUAUAUGCAGUAUAUAAGGGAGGAAAAGGAUUUGGGUUCAGCCCUCCUCGACGUAAUUAGUGCAUCAAUGAAUAUAACAAAGGCAGUAAUGUCAGCAGCGGAGAGCCAAUACGGCUCGUGUACUGAUAUGCUACGCGCUGUGGAAGAAAUUUCUAAUUAUACUGCUAAUGUUCAAGGACAUAAGGUGAACCUUGCAGUGGAGAGGUUCCCCGUCCGAGAAGGUUUCAGCGGAAUUACCUGUGUGUGGUACAGCACGGCUAAGGGCUACACACCGCGAUUGCAUUGCACCACUACCAACAGAACUGUUACACCAUCUUUCAACGUUAUGGAUGCCUUUAUACAUGCUAGUGUGCAAGUACCACUGUCGUUCCUCUAUAGCCGCAUUGACGACCACACAAUCCUCCAACAACGACCCCACGACGUUGUAGUAGCAAUGUACGACGACGCCUCGCUGUUCCCUCUGCUGCCAGGAAGGGACAUGACCAGCCAGGGGCACAGGUCUAAGGAUUAUUACGGAUUAAGCACAAAGAGAGAUGAUAUGAGCAUGGAAAUUACUUCUCCUGUUGUCGGAUUUCAAUUGACAAAUGCAACUCUUCAAGACCUUGUGGAGCCAAUUUUGGUAACGGUGCGUGCCAGUUUUUUGGGUGGAGUCGACGGCCGCGUGGCUAUUUGGGACCCCGACACUCGCCGGUGGAGGGAUAACUCUUCGGAUUGCAUAAUAAUGCAAUACGUAUCCGGAAUGGUGUUCAUUCGAUGUUAUAAACUGGCGUACGUUGGUCUAUUACAAAACGUGGAAACUGGCAUUUACGGCGCACGAACCGACGGCGCUCGUUUCAAAGUGUCCCAUCCCGCCGUCUACGUCGGGAGCCUCAUUCUCAUCGGCUGCGUCAGCUGCGCCACACUCACCUACAUCAUGUGCUACCCUGCCAUACAGAUGGCUAAGAAAACCAAACACGCACUAAUCAAUACUUGGAUUGCGGUAGGAUUACUCUGUUUCAUGUACACUUUGGGAAUAUACCAGACCGAAGAAGUCAAAUUGUGCCAGGUGCUCGGUCUUUUGAUACACUAUCUGUCUCUUUCUUGUUUAUUAUGGAUGUGUGUGUCGGCAAGUAACAUGUAUAAAUGGGUGACAAAGACGCACAAUCCUGUUAGGACACCGGAGGAUGAUAUUCCUCCUGAUGUACCUGUACAGAAACCUAUUUUGGGGCUUUAUUUAGUGGGAUGGGGUAUUGCUUUGAUAGUCUGCGGUAUAUCGGGAGCGGUUAACUUGAAAGAUUAUGCGGGUUAUUCGCAGUGUUUCUUGAGUACUGCUCCGGCAUUGAGUGCUUUGUUCGUACCUGGUGGGAUCUUGCUAACUUUCCUCUUCGUACUGUUUUUGCUCAUACGAUGCACUAUUAGGAACAUGAACGUGCAACUGUCAGAAGGUACACAAGCGACUGAGAAUGUUGAUUUAGAAAUGUGGGAACCGAAUCAAACCAAUGAGAAUCCUGAACGGAGAAGCAUAAAGUCUGCUGCAGAUUCUGAGGUCGACGAUAUUGAGCAUACACCUAUAAUACAGUUGCGCGCACAAGUUAUUGUUCUAUGCUUGUACAUGUCUGUAUGGACAUGUGGCGCUAUAGCUGUGUACCGACCGCUGCCGGCAUACUUGCCGUAUCAAGAAGAUAUCUGUAGCAUCAUUUAUGCAGUUUGCGCUACCGUUCUCGGUACUUUUAUUUUGUUCUUCUACGGUAUUGCGAGAAGUGACGUAAGGGAUCAAUGGUCUAUGGUGCAUUGUUAUUUCCAUAACAGCAAAAAAUGUUGUAGGAAUAGAAGUGUUUUCGAUAGUAAUCAGCAAAAUUUACCUCCAAAUCAAACUUCUGCACCUUUGACACUUCCAAUUCCGAAUGAUAACAGAUCUAGAUCUGAAAGUAGAAGUUCCAAUAGAACUAAUUCUAAAACUAACAAUAGUGGAACGUACAAAGGUGGUGCGGAACUAAACGGGCAGACUUUGCAAAAGGAUCUCCUCAAAAACACAAAUGGAAAAACGCCAAAUAUCAAUCUAGUAGUGUUACAUAGACAACAGUACAGAUCCAACAAUUCUAUGAUGACGUAUCCUGACACAACGAACGUUGGUCCAGAAGUUUUCUACAAUCCUAACCAGAUGAACGUAGCUAAGAAAUUCUUCAAAAAACAAAGGCAACACAUGAAAAGGAAUUGCCUGGAAUUACCUAUAAGAAGGGAUUUUGAUAAUGAUUCACAUGUCUCUUUACCGUUGCCUUCAAAAGAGGCUUACAAUGGCGUCGCGAAUAUUAUUAACUCUGGAUCGAAAGUAAACAACACAAAUAUCCACGUGGAAAGAUCAAAUAACGGUAUAAAAGAAAGGCGUCAUGUUGGUAAUCCUAACUUACUGCAAGAUGAUUCGAAUGAUUAUAAAAAUUAUAACAAUGAUAGGAAAUCUUGGAACAAAAGCGAGGAUCCCAAAUCGAGCAGGAUCAUGAAUAUUUAUACAAAUGUUCCUGAGACUCAAGUACCGCAGCACCAAGUUGUUAAAGCAGCACCAAAAACAUUUAACAAUCAAAGAACAAGUACGUCAGAAGAGUGUCUCCAAAGUCACGCUGAACAACCUGAAAUGAGGACAAUAUCACAGCAAUGUAGCUUAGAAUACAGUUCUGCGUCCGAAAUAGCAAUGCCUCAUACAUGUUCGGACCAGACACUGAACACUCAUUCAGAAAUAACAUCAUUUCAAGAAAGCGCAGCAAACGAAACCACCGACCCGGAAAGUUUUGGGCAAUACAUAGACUAUGUUCAACCCAAUAAACAAGAUAAUAAAGAAUGUAUUGACAAAUCUUUGCAAGAUAUUUCUGAAGAAUGCACAAUGAACAGUGAAGAAAUUAACAGAUCUAGCACACCGCAGAAUUUAGAAGCUGAUCCUGGAGAAUUAGAUAAUCUUCUACAAAACGUAGAUAUGGAAAUCAAAGACUCUAAUGACGACGGCAAAGAUACUUUUUUCGGUGCAAAAACAACUUACGAUUUUGAAACGUGUAGCACGAAUGCUAGUGAACAAGGCUUUGAGAAUGAAAGCGACAUCUAUUGCCCAAAUUACCAAAUGUCUGAAGUGAGCAUUCGAAGUCAUGGUUUAUAUGCACCGUCGCCAUCCUCCAUGUGUCCCAAUGAAAUAAGUUUUAGUAACGAAGACGUGUCUAAUAUUGAAAGUCAGUAUGUCAACUAUGACCCUGGAUGGAGGAAAACAAUAAAGAGCAAUCCUAAAUUAGGGAAAUACGUUUCAACGCCAGCAUUAAGCUGUCCUGAAGUGAACAGAGAUAGUCCUGUAUCUUUUGUGAGUGAGUUAGAUGAACUAUAUACUCAAAUUACAAGUAGAGAUAAAGAUAGAACGCCAAGGAAAGAGGGUUUGGAUGUGACAGUGAACAGUGACGUCACGUUGAAACCGAACGACAGCGACAGUUGCGUCAGUGAAGCUGUGUCAGACACUGAAGUUAAAGGAGAAACAACAGUCUGAAAGCUGUUAGAGCUUAUGACAGACGUUGUAAAAAAAAUUACAAAUAUGGAAGACAAAAUUGUGGUAUGAGAACUACCGUAAGCAUGGCUAUUAUCAAUGUCACAUGUAACUGU